Anopheles bellator is the source of this 1818-nucleotide messenger RNA. RefSeq names its product probable maltase. The transcript has 3 exons. The coding region runs from base 18 to 1760 and encodes 580 amino acids. NCBI's taxonomy places the organism in Eukaryota, Metazoa, Arthropoda, Insecta, Diptera, Culicidae. Gene Ontology annotation, biological process: carbohydrate metabolic process. The record is from RefSeq and is a predicted model, not a curated record.
GAGUGGAAACGAUAAAAAUGUGGAAAGUGGUGCUGUGCGUGGUUAUACUACCGUUAGUUCCAGGGUUUCUGGCCGAUGAGCAUUGGUGGAAGCAUGCCAACUUUUAUCAAAUCUAUCCGCGCUCAUUCCGGGACAGUGAUGGAGACGGGAUUGGCGAUUUGCGUGGUGUCAUGGAAAAAGUUUCCUAUUUGCGCCACGAGCUGGGUGUUGAUGCGAUUUGGUUGUCACCGAUCUUCAAGUCACCCAUGGCCGACUUUGGAUACGAUAUUUCCGAUUUCCGCGACAUUCACCCAGAGUUUGGCACGAUAGAAGAUUUAGAAAGGCUGGCGGCUGAAUGCAAGAAUCAAGGUCUUAAGCUAAUUUUGGACUUUGUGCCAAACCACAGCAGUGACGAAAGUGAGUGGUUCAUCAAAUCCGUAAACAAAGACCCCACCUAUAAGGACUAUUAUGUGUGGAGCCCUGGCAAACUUUUGCCGAAUGGAACUCGUGUACCACCGUCGAACUGGAUAAGUGUUUUCCGAGGAUCAGCCUGGGAGUGGAAUGAUGUUCGCCAAGAGUAUUAUUUGCAUCAGUUCUUGGUCAAGCAACCCGACCUGAACUACCGGAAUUCGGCACUGGUGAAAGAAAUGAAAGAUGUGCUCACCUUCUGGUUGGAUAAAGGUGUUCAUGGAUUCCGUAUUGAUGCUGUUCCGUAUCUAUUUGAAACCGAAGCCGCCAAUGGCGUAUAUCCAGACGAAGAACGGAGCCAUACAACUGAUGAUCCGGCCAAUCCCGGUUAUUUGAUCCAUACCCAUACUCAAAAUCUCGAUGCCACGUUCGACAUGGUUUACCAAUGGCGCAAGGUUAUCGAUGACUAUAAAGCUGCCCAUAAUUCAGACGACAUUGUGCUGAUGGCAGAAGCAUACACGCCGCUAAUGAACAUAAUUCGUCUCUUUGGUGACAAUAAUGCUGAAGGCGCACACGUACCGUUCAAUUUUGAGGUAUUGAGCAAUACCUUCAAGGAUACGACGGGAAAACAGUUUUACGACAAUAUCAAGCGUUGGUUAGAUGUUGUGCCAGAGAAUCGCGUCUCGAACUGGGUGCUGGGCAAUCACGAUAACAGGAGAGUAUCGAGCCGAUUGGGUGUAGCUCGGGCAGAUCUGUACCAAAUCGCCCUCAAUGUGCUCCCCGGUAUUGCGGUUACGUACAACGGAGAUGAACUAGCAAUGGAGGAUGUUUACAUUUCGUGGAAGGACACAAUCGAUCCUGCGGCCUGCAACUCCAAUCCGAAGGACUAUAUGCUCUACAGUCGCGACCCGGUGCGUACUCCAUUCCAAUGGGACGACUCUGUAAGUGCAGGAUUUUCCAGCAAUCGCACCACUUGGCUACCGGUGGCUUCGAACUACAGAAGCCUGAACUACAAGGCACAAAAAUCGGCGCCUCGCUCGCACGUGAAAAUUUUCAAAGCUCUGGUGCGCUUGCGCAAGCAACGGACGUUGCGUGAGGGGUCGACCGAUUUGCAGAUGAUCGGAGACAAUAUUAUCGUAAUCAAGCGACACCUUGAGAACGUGAGCACGAUCGUCGCAGUGUUGAACUUCAACAAAACAGCGCAGUCAAUUAAACUCUCGUCUGUCUUCCCAACACUGCCGGCUGUUUUUGAAGUAAUAACUUCCUCAAUGCAAACUGACUACACAGAAGGCUCCAUUGUUGGAAGAGAUGAAAUCACUUUACCAGCAGACGCGGCAAUCGUAUUGGAGGGCAAUACUGCGUACGGCACAUAGUGUACGGAAACAUCCGAGAGAUCUACAAACAGGAAGAUUAAUAAACGUAUAAAUGUUA